Vitrella brassicaformis is the source of this 2334-nucleotide messenger RNA. The record is from the annotation of a GenBank genome assembly. Lineage: Eukaryota; Vitrellaceae.
GCUCAAUUCACACCAUCCAUCUACUGCCUCCCUCCUCUCUGUCUGUGUGUGGCACACUCACUGGGGUGGCCUGCCUCUGUACACUGCAUGCACUGCAAACAAAACCGGCCGACCGCCCAGAAAACUACACACAUGACCUGCCUGCCGACUCACUGCUCAUUCACUCAUUCGGACUGCCAGUCUGACAGGUCAACCCCUCCCUCUCUCUCCCGUGCCUUCCCCCCGCUGUCUUUCUCUCGUCUUUUGGCCUUCGCGCCGUCCCUCUUGCUGCUCUUCUUCGCCGCUGCGGACCCUGCUUCUGCUGCUGCUGCUGAUUCUGGUUGCUGUCCGUCGUCUCUUUUCACCUUUGUUGUCACCUCUCCUGCAGUCUUCUUGGAAGCGCUGCCAGGAGAGAUGCUGCCAGUGGUGUAUGUCUUGUUGAAGGUCUCUUCGCUCGCGUCGGGCGAUGCUGUCUGUGUCGCGUUUGCGGCCUUGUCGCUGUCUUUCCCCCCUCCCCUCCGCAGGAAGCCCAGCAGCCCCUUGCCCGUCGUCGCAUUCCUGCCCGUCUCAGCCUCGGUCGCAUUCAUCAUGGUCGUCUCGUUGGCCUCCGUGCGCGUCAUGUUUGCCGCCAGCUCUUGAGCUUCAGGGGGCGCGAGGAUAUCCAUGAUCUCCUGGGCAAUGUUGGCCGCCUGCACGUCUGUGGAUAAGGGCGGUUGCGCCAUGGGAGUGGUGGCGUUGAGAGAGAGUGGUGGGGCGGUGGGUGUGGGAGGUCCUUUGAUGCACUUGGCGAUCAGGCAGCCGCGGCCCACCUGCCGGACGUCAACCGUCUCGAAACCAGCCCGCCUGACAUAGCAAGAGGGGGCGAAUGUCGUGUGUGGCUGUCUGUCCGUCCGUCCGUCCGUCUGUCUGUCUUGCUGGCUGACUUGAGGUAGGUUUUGAGCUCGUUGACGCUCGAGAAGUAGAAGAAAGAGGUCUGGCGAGCGGCCAGGCCAAAGCCAUUAGAGCCAGUCCAGCCACCAACCCUGACGACAGACAGACAGACAAACACACCCACACACGUAUUCGCACACACACGUGAAGAAAUGGAUGUGUGGUGUUCUGGCGGCUCACUUGAAUGUGGUUGCAUAGAACCUCCCUCCCGGCUUCAGGGCACGAUACACCUCGUAGAGCGACUCCUCCAGUGACGGCCAGCAGUGCAUCGCCGCACCAGCAUGGAUCACUGAACACACACACACACACACGACCAUCCACUCGACACAUGCAUCAUCGUGUAGUGUGGAGCUCGCCCUCCCACCGACCAUCGAUGGAUUCCGUCAUGAAGGGCAGCCGUGCGACGUCACACCUGACCAGCUCCGGCCUCUGGAUGCCUUCCCGCACAAACCCGCCCCAGGUCUCUGUCAGCAUCGCCUCAGAAAAGUCCGCCGCGAUGACGCGCCCGAACCGCCCGCUCUUGACCAGACGCCGCGCCAUGAAGCCGGGACCACAGCUGAGGUCGAGGGCCACCGAUGACGGACCUGCACGAAAGGGAAAGAGAGUGCGUGUCCGCCGUGUGUGUUUGGUGUGGUUGUGUGGUUGUGUGGUUGUGUGGUUGCCGACCUUCGUUGGGUGAGAAGAAUGGUUGUAUCUCGGCCCAUUCCUUGUCGAUGCCGGGGAAGCCAGCCCUUGCAAAGUUCUGCCGAUAACCCCUGAAACAUACGCAGACAAAGACACAUACACACACGUGCACGUCCACAAGAAGCGGAGAGUGUCCGCCAUGUUCUCACCUCUCGUAGACGAAAGACAGCAAAGGGUUCCUGAAGUUCUGCGUCUUGACGAGCUCCGACACCGACUGCUGCCACACCGGCCGCUCAGACACCUCCCGCGGCACCAAGUCGACGUAUAUCGGGUUCACAGGGUACCUGCACGAGUAGCGCUUCGCCUUCCGAUACCCCCGAACCACCAAGUUGUUGACCACACGCUCGUACUCGGUCAGCGGCUCAAGCGCAACGGGAUCUGCCAGCACCGACUCCUUGCCUGUGGCAGGCUCGUUGCCGCCAUUGCUGCUGAUCUCCACAUCGGAUGGCGGGGCGCCGGCGUCGUCUCGCCUGCUCCUGACGCGGCCGCCGCGUGGUGGGAGAGUGGUUGCCUUGCUGAGCAGUCUUGUGUGGGUGUGUGGUGUGUCGAGAGAAGGGGAGAGGGAGGGGGAGAGCGGCCGGAUGAAGGAAGACAGUGCAUGGCUGGUCAGGGGCUGAAGAAGCAGGAAGAUGCCAGAGGUGGCGAGGGCGAGAAGGGAGGGCGGGAUCAUGCUGCUGGAAGAUCUUGACAGCUGCUGACGCCUGAUGCCUCCUGCGUCUGCCGCUGACCUGCAAACUUGUG